Drosophila montana is the source of this 4388-nucleotide messenger RNA. RefSeq names its product Phosphodiesterase 1c (gene Pde1c). Gene Ontology annotation, biological process: signal transduction. The coding region runs from base 147 to 3506 and encodes 1119 amino acids. Lineage: Eukaryota; Metazoa; Arthropoda; Insecta; Diptera; Drosophilidae. The record is from RefSeq and is a predicted model, not a curated record. Gene Ontology annotation, molecular function: 3',5'-cyclic-AMP phosphodiesterase activity; calmodulin-activated 3',5'-cyclic-GMP phosphodiesterase activity. The transcript is spliced from 9 exons.
ACUAAAAAUUUAAAAAAUAUUAAUUAACUGGCGGAGGCGACAGGCAAAGUUUCCACAAAAAUUGACUAACAACGGUUCGGUAUCAAAAAUGAGCUCGACUCUUUCCUAAAAAGCCGCGCGAAAUCUUAAGCACAAGCCAACGGAAAAUGGGCGACACAUUGGAUGAGACGCCGCCGUCGCGACGCGGUAAGCCGCAAUCCUUGAACAUUAGUCCGGAGGAGACGUCUGAAGCUGCAGUUGAAGGUGCAAGCUAUGCAGCCAGCGGCUCCUCCACGCGCUCUACACGCUCGCGAACGGGCAACGAACCGGUACGGGAACGCGAUCAGUCCUGUGAUAGGCUGAGCUCUAAAGGCAAUCGGAAUGAAGAGUUGGUUGGCCUGGCGACACCACCACGGCGAGAGAGUCUCAACAGCUGCGACCAGCAGCAGCAACAGGCAAGCAGUCCCGGCGGGGGCUUGCACAAGGCGCUGGGUCUGAGCAGUCGCUCCACAGCUGCCGGAAACAAUCCGCGGUACUCGUCCAGCGUUGUGGUUGGUGGCGGAGUUGGCAAUCUAUCCGGCACCACAACGCGCAAGUGCGUCCUGACGCUGGACGGGUACUCCUAUGUCAUAGUUGCCAGCACGCCGGAGACUCUGCCAAGUAAACGUGAGGAGGCCAACGCCGGCGCAGGUGGCAGCAACAGCAGUGCGGGCAGCAGUGGCAGCAGCGGUAUUGGAGCUGCGGCAAGCGGUGCUGGUGGUGCAGCAUCAACGUCAGGCGGUGCCACUGAGCCAAAUAACGGCGCACAGAGCCCCACAAUCUGUGAGCUGAGCAGCAGCGGCGGCGCCAAUGCGACAAUAAAUGGUCAAGUGGCAAAACACGGCUCACUUACUAUUGUACGGCGCUCGAAUAGUCGCAAGAGCUUCUCACAGGCCGACGCACAAUCUCAAUCGAUCGCCUCGCCCUCGGCGGCCAGCAUUAGCUUCUUCCAGACACCACUUAGUGAGCCGCUCGCCGAGCGCCUUAGUGCUAGGGGCAGCAACGGAAGCGCAUCCUCUACGGCCGCUGACAAACGCGCGGUAGAUAGUCGCACUGAGAGCACGUCGAGGGGUCCGAACUCUGCCGGCAAAAUGCAGCCCUCGUCGCCAAAUCAAACGAAUUUCGUAACCGAUACGCCGCACAUACCGUCGGUAACCGAGCGACCCACCUACGAUCUCAGGAUAAGUCGCGAUACCAUCGAUUAUCAAAAUUCCAUUAGCGGUCCAGUUGGUUCAAUAUUCAAUCCACUUGUCGAUCAAUCGUCGCAGCGAUCGUUAGAAUCGGGCUCAAAUAUUUCGGUCGCCGAUGCAUGGGAAACGGAAACUUUGCCGCCUGUCGAUACGCCAGAUGCUCUCAACAAGGCAGCUGUCAGAAUACGCAGUCUGCUGCGACGCAUGGAUCAUGAGGCUGUCGCCUACGAGGAUAUGCAGCGCAAUCUGCACUAUGCGGCGCGUGUCCUGGAAGCAGUUUUCAUAGACGAGUCAAGAAGCCCCACGUCAGGUAAAAGUAAAUUGGGGCGGAUUGCGUCUUCAUCCGUUGAGAGCGAAGACGAUGCUGCCAGCAAGCGCUGCGAUGGCAACUGCAAGAAUCUCAACAACAACAACAAAAACAGUAGCUGCAGCCUGCACUCAGCGGCGGCGGAGGAGACAACGCCAUCGGCAACUGACUCCGAAAAUCAGACGAGUAUCGAGAGCCGCACAAAUGACGUUCCCCUUACUCCGAAAAGUGGACUAAUAGGGCCGCCGGCAGCCUCUGACACUCAGGACUUGGUGGUAGGCAAAACACUUGAAACUGUCGCCGAAUCCGUGCAAGAGGAGCAAACGCCAGCGGCCACAGCAACAACAGCGACGACAACAAUGACGACGACGACGACAACAACAACAACAACUACAACAACAGAACCAAGCGAUGCAACAAGCGGCGCUGCCGCGGGUCAAAGUGUUUCCAGCAGUAGCAGUUGCAGUAAUAAAGCGACCGUUCAGCGACAAAGACGCCUGCGCACACCAGUCUGGGCGAGAUCAAUGUCGACGAAUAAAACGCGCCUGGCCGACGAGGAUGAUGAACUGUCCGAGGUGCAGCCGGAUGCAGUGCCGCCGGAGGUGCGCGAAUGGUUGGCCUCGACCUUCACGCGCCAAAUGGCCACCACUCGCAACAGGAGUGACGAGAAGCCCAGAUUCCGUUCGGUCGCCCAUGCCAUACGCGCCGGCAUCUUCGUGGACCGCAUCUACAGGCGUGUAUCCAGCUCGACGCUGAUGCAGUUUCCACCCGAUGUCGUCAAAUUGCUAAAGAACCUUGACGACUGGACAUUUGAUGUGUUUGCAUUGACCGAGGCGGCCAGCGGUCAGGUGAUUAAGUACGUAGCCUAUGAUCUGCUCAAUCGAUAUGGCGCCAUGCACAAGUUUAAGAUAGCCCCAGGCGUUUUGGAGACGUUUCUGCAUCGUGUGGAGGAGGGCUACUGUCGCUUCCGCAAUCCAUAUCACAACAAUCUUCAUGCGGUGGAUGUGAUGCACACGAUGCACUAUUGCCUGUGCAACACGGGUCUCAUGAACUGGCUAACGGACCUGGAGAUCUUCGCUUCGCUGCUGGCGGCCCUGCUGCACGACUUUGAGCACACGGGCACCACCAACAAUUUCCACGUUAUGUCCGGCUCGGAGACGGCGCUGCUCUACAAUGAUCGGGCCGUGCUGGAGAAUCACCAUGUUAGCGCCAGCUUUCGGCUAAUGAGGGAGGACGACGCCAAUAUACUGUCGCACUUGUCGCGCGAGGAGUAUAAGGAGCUGCGCACCCUCAUCAUUGAUAUGGUGCUGGCCACCGACAUGACCUAUCACUUUCAGCAGUUGAAGAUUAUGCGCAAUCUGCUGACAUUGCAGGAGCCGACCAUAGACAAAUCGAAGGCGCUGUCCUUGGUCCUGCACUGCUGUGAUAUCUCCCAUCCAGCGAAACAUUGGGAUGUCCACCAUCGCUGGACGAUGCUGCUGCUGGAGGAGUUCUUUCGCCAGGGCGAUCUCGAGAAGGAGCUGGGCCUACCAUUCAGUCCGCUAUGUGAUCGCAAGAAUACGCUCGUGGCCGAAUCUCAAAUCGGCUUCAUCGAUUUCAUUGUGGAACCCAGCAUGACCAUCAUGUCCGAUAUGCUCGAGCAUAUUCUAACGCCCAUUGCCCCAGCGAUUAAAAGCAAGCCAGGACCCUUGGUCGAGGAGAGCGCCACUGGCGUUGAUAUUGAUUCCGAUGAGACGAAAAAACCAAAUGCAUGCGUCAUGACGCGCAAAAGCCUAGCUUCCAGUACAGCCAAGUUCUCAAUUAACAAGCCCUGGCUCGCCUGUCUCUCCGAAAAUAAAAAGAUCUGGAAGGAGCAAGCCAUCAAAGAUGCCGAGGCACGUGCGCUGGUCGCCGCUGCCGAAGCUGCAGCCGAAGCCGAGGAUAACCCCGCUGCGGAAACGGAGGCCGGGGAAGAGAAGGAAGCGGCGGCAGAUAGCGCUGCUGCCAACUAAAUGUCCUUGAGAUGCGUCUAAAUAAGUAACCCCUAAGCGAUAUGCAAUAGAUAAGAGAUAAGAGAUAACAGAUACUUAGAUACAAUCUCUGCACAGAUAAUAAUACCAACAACAAUAACAACUAAGUAGCAACUAUAUAACUACAUACAUAAUUUGAAAAUUGUAUAAAAUAUGUUGAUUAAUCAAUAUUGAUAUAAAUAACAAAAUAUCGGCUAUAUGUGCAGUUUCUUAGCGCACUUUUUUUAUGUUAGUAAUUGAUCAAUCAAAAAUCAAAUAAUAUCACAUAAAAGGAAAAAUAAGUAAAUUUAUGAAUGUACUAUUUGAUAUAUAGUGUAUUAUUUGUUGCAACUAGUUUGUUAAAAAUGCUAAGCAAAUUUGAAAGCAUAAACAAAUAUUAGCGUAAAGCACGAAUCGAAAGCGUUUUAACAUUUUGGUCACAAUUUUGUAAAUAGCUGGCAUUUGUAGGAGAUUAUUUCGUUUUUAUCGGUAACAACAACAACAAUUAAUAAGCAUUUACUUAGCUUAGUUCAUAGAUUGAAAAAUAUUUACUUAUACUGCUUUAGAGCAAACUCUAUUCUUAUCCAUUACUUAUUUUAUAUAUUUUUCUUAAGUUUUCAACAAGUUUGGAAUUUAUUAUAUAAUUAUUUGUUAUGACAUUUCUGUAUGCAAAUUAUUUGAUUAAAACUUUAUUUUUUAUAACUUUUCGGUUUUUUCGUUUGUGAAUACUAAACUUUGCUCAAUUUUGGAGUUACGAAUGGAAGCGAGGACGCUAAGGGCUGCCUAGAUGUUAAGUACCUAAACUAAAAAAUACCUGACAAAUUAACUAGCUAUACAACUUGUGUUAAUAUCUAAAAGACCUCUAACAGACUAUCUAAACCAAAA